AUGUUGUAUCCAAACAAGCGAUCUAUAGGUCCCAGUACAUAUUGGACAGUUGAAGGUUACUGUAAUAAUGGAACUAUAUCAAUCGAUAACGUUUUUUUACCAGCUUGUAAGCUUGCACUCAUGAAUUAUGUCAAGAAGCUCGAGACUGCUUCUGAUCUGAAAGUUGUGCCCCAACAUGAGGACAACCCGUGGAACUACAAAAUAUACUCAAAGCUCUGCCGUCUUAUCAUGAAGAAAGUGGAUCGUGAUGUGGCAGAGCAGAUGGGCCAUGGUUGGGAUCAAGCAUUCGUCUUUCACGUUAAGGAUUGGACCCAAAAUGAUUUGUCGGUGGAAGAGGUCCAACAUACAAUGCCGUUUGUUUUACGAUUUUUGGAUAUAGUCGAGAAAGAAUUGAUUGUUGAUCAAGAAAUGGCUCUUUACGUGGAGAAAAAGCUGUUUACCACCCAAGAUCUCGAUAAACUCGCCAUUGAUAUAAAUACAGAGGCUAAAGCUGGAAAAGUUAGUUUACUUCUACAAAACUUCAAGCGAAAGGACAAGUGCAAGGGAUUGAACGAUGUAUAUCAGUAG
Molecule: messenger RNA, 567 nt
Organism: Auanema sp. JU1783
Lineage: Eukaryota; Metazoa; Nematoda; Chromadorea; Rhabditida; Rhabditidae
Source: the annotation of a GenBank genome assembly